AUGAUGGAACCAAGGCGCGAGUAUGGAGUGAGAAGGGCCUGUCGAGGAGUUCAGCGCAGGAGUAGGCUGAAACAGGGCUUGACGGCUCGGCGUCGGUCGGCCGUCACGUUCUCGGCGAAGGAGCGCGAGGCAUCCGUGUGGCUGGCCGAGAACAACGGCCUUCACGUCUUCCCGCUGCUCAGGAAGCCGCUGACGUCAUCACUGCUCAAGGCCGAAUGUUCGGACCCAUCGCGAACCAUCGCCUACCGCGUGACGUCACCGCCCGCCCAAGGCCAGCUGGUGCUGCAGUCGGAGCCGACCGCGACCUUCACGCAGGACGACAUCGACAGCAACCGUGUCUGGUACCAGCACUCGACCCCGUUCAGCGACAUGGCCGCCAACGAUUCGUUCGUGUUUGACGUUGUGGCCGCGUUUGCUCAGCCGCUUCUCAAUCAGGAGUUCCACGUGGAGAUCUCGGUGUGGUCGGGCGGACUGGACCAGUUUGUCGACCUGAGCACGACGCUGGAGGUGGCGGAGGGCGGAGGGGCGGUGGUACUACUCAACACCUCAGCCGUUGUCUGGUUGCUGGCCCAGCACGUUGGCCUCACCGCCCCCACCAUACAGCUGCAGCUCACUGCGCCGCCCCGCCACGGCCAGCUCUGCCUCCUCCAGGCCACGACCGCCGCCGCCCCCAACUGCACCGCCACCACGUUUACUCACCAACAGGUUGAUUCAGGACAACUGACCUACCAACACGAUCAUUCCGACACCACAACAGACGAGCUGAAAUUCUCAAUGUACCUAGUGCCUGGAGAGGUGCUUCUGUGCAACAUCACACUUCCGGUUUCGAUCCGACCAAUCAACGACCAGCCUUUCAAGCUGAUCACGCAGACGCCGCACAUGAGUGUGGUCCAAGGUCAGACGCGACGCAUCACCCGGGAACAGCUGCUCACUGAAGACGACGAUACACCACCUGAGGAGCUAGUUUAUGCAGUCAUCAAUGGCCCCGUUCACGGCAAUCUGCUUGUCGGCGGGACUCCACUCGGAAAAUUCACACAGGCCGACAUAGAUGCUGGGAAAGUUGCUUUUGAGCAUUCAGGCCCACUCCAACCGGUCUCGUUCUAUUUCCGGGUUUGGGACGGACAGUUCAAACCGGAGUACACAGUCUUCAAUAUUGACAUUCUCCCUGUUGCUCUGAACAUCACAAUUACUGGCUCGGUUACACUUCAACAAGGCUCCAGUGUGGCAGCUGUUACUACUAGUAUUUUGAGUAUAGCUUCGAAUGGAAAGGAGGAAACGAUACUAUACAAUAUCACAACUCCUCCACGUCAUGGGAACAUAUAUCUGGAGGACUCUCCCGCGUCGGCGUUCAAGCAUGAGGAUCUGGUGGCGCGUCGGAUCAUGUACAUGCAGACGGACAUGACGACGCACAGUGACACGUUUCAGAUGUCGGCUCGGCUGCCCUACGAGAGCUCCCCGACCGUGACAGGGUUGUGGGUGAAUGUCAGUGUUGAGCCGCUGCUGAAGAUUGGAAAGUUCACACCAAUGGCAGGUGUUAAAACACCGUUUGGGACCGACGUACUAGAUGCCGGGCCAUUAGCUAAACUCACCGGCUCUGAUCCGGUGUACAAGAUUUUGAAAAGACCGAGGUAUGGAAGGAUCAAGAAGAUAAUACGGAGUUCGGGUGAGAGGAGGAUGGUGAAGGAGAAGGAGGUGAACCGGUUCACGCACGAGGAGAUACGUAGCGGUGUGAUAUACUAUGUGGCAAGGAAGGUGCCGGAAACGGUGCGGGAUGGGUUUCCGUUCCUUCUGGAGGCAUCCAUCUUCCAGCCGGCGAUCGGCGACGUGCGGUUCGACGUGAUUGGUGAGCUGGCUUCACCGUCGACCGUCAGCCCCCGUCUGCCGGGCCCCAAGGCGCCCGUGGGGCACGAGGGGGGCGUCGAGAUGGCCAGCCCCAACAUGAGUGACGAUUACCUGUUGGUGGUUGGCAUGGUGGUCGCCACCAUAGUGCUGGCUGUGUUUGUGGUCAUCCUGGUGCGGUGUGGCUCCAAGCGGUCGGAGGUUGGUGGGCCCGGCGGCGAAAAGACUGACUUCAACGCUUCGCUGCCCCUGCCUAGGCCGCCCGAUGAUCUCAUGCCGUCCUCGCCGAUGCCCAAGCGCGCUGCUCCGCCGAUAAUCAGCAGCGCAGUGCCGCAAUGCAAGGUGAUCCCGGUGGUUGGCGCAGGCGCAGUGCCGACCGGCGACUCGAUGACCACCGGUUCUGAGCCGGAGCUGAACCUGCACUACCCGUACGGGGCACCCGACGAGGACUGGAGCAGCUACGAGGCAUCGGCCGACUCUGCCGGCGCAUACCCCGCACAGCGAGGCAACAACCCCAUGCUUCGGCGCAACCAGUACUGGGUCUGAUCCACGGCCACAACACAACACAUUUCAUAGACUUGUUCAAUAAUAAUUCUGAACUGACACUCAAAAAGGUAGCAAAUGUUUUCCGGUUUCCAAACUGAGACGAGGACUGAAGCAAGAUGUUUCAUAGUGGUACGCAGCUACAACACACUCCAUUUUGUACAAUUCGUUUAUUUGUUGAGUUGUUGUUUAACUCUGAACUGAUAAAAGGUAGCAAGACGUUUCACAGUGUUACGCUGCUGAAGCUAGAACACACUCCAUUUUGUACAACUCGUUUCUUUGUUGAGUUGUUGAGUUAUUGUUAGAUUCUGAACUGAUAUUCGAAAAGGUGGCAAAACUUUUCAUAGUGAUACGCUGCUACAAGACACUCCAUUUUGUAUAACUCGUUUCUUUGUUGAGUUGUUCAGUUGUUGUUAGAUUCUGAACUGAUACUCGAAACGGUAGCAAAACGUUUCAUAGUGGUACGCUGCUACGUCUAGACCACACUCCAUUUUAUAAGACUUGUUUCUUUGUUUAGUUCAGUUGUUCAAUUCUGAACAGACAAUCAAAAAGGUAUCAAAACGUUGCCCCGUGUUACACUGUGUUUCGUUGCUACAACAUUUUAUUAUACUCGUUUUUUUUUUAAUUCAGUUGAUGUUGAAUUCUGAACUGAUACUCGAAAAGGUAGCAAAAUGUUUCAUAGUGGUAAGCUGCUACAACUAAACCACACUCCAUUUUAUGACUCGUUUCUUUGUUUAAUUCAGUUGCUCAAUUUUGAACUGACACUCAAAAAGGUAUCAAAACGUUGCCCCGUGUUACGCUAUAUUUCGGUGCUACAACAUUUUAUUGGACUCGUUUCUUUGAUUAAUUCAGUUGAUGUUAAAUUCUGAACUGUCACUCGAAAAGGUAGCAAAAUGUUUCAUAGUGAUGAGCUGCUACAACUAGACCACACUCCAUUUUAUACGACUCGUUUCUUUGUUUAGUCCAGUUGUUCGAUUCUGAUCUGACACUAAAAAACGUAGCAUAACGUAUGACAGUAUUAGGCUGGGCGUACACCGAUUAGUCAAGACAAGACUAGUCACGUUUAGUCACAAUACUUCACAUAGUUGCUUAUGAGGACAUGUCUAAUUGCAAUGACUAAUCAGUGUGAGUUGCGUCAUAAGCAGCUAUGUGAAGUACUGUGACUAAACGUGUCUUGUCUUGUCUUCACUAACUGUUGUGUGCCUAGCCUUACACUGCUACAACACACUCCAUUUUAUAAACUUGUUUCAUUGGUCGUUUCUAAAUCAAAUCAAUUCAAUUUAUUUGUUGCUGAGCGUUUAAAGGAAGCGAGACGAUUUUGCAUAAACGAAAAUAGUAGCUACUGAGUCAACAAUUCUAUUUACAGUGAAACGUCGGGAAUCGCAGUUGAGAAAUUUAAUUGUAACUCUAACAGAAUCAAUAUUAUAUGUAACAUCUAACAGUUCAUGGAUUAGUCAAUUGAUCAUCGUAGUUAAUGCGAACUCUGUAUUAUUCAGGUGGA
Molecule: messenger RNA, 3883 nt
Organism: Nilaparvata lugens (brown planthopper)
Lineage: Eukaryota; Metazoa; Arthropoda; Insecta; Hemiptera; Delphacidae
Product: chondroitin sulfate proteoglycan 4-like
Exons: 5
Coding region: 1-2385 (794 amino acids)
Source: RefSeq, a predicted model, not a curated record